Phycodurus eques (leafy seadragon) is the source of this 5752-nucleotide messenger RNA. Its product is annotated as connector enhancer of kinase suppressor of ras 2-like. Gene Ontology annotation, molecular function: protein binding. Gene Ontology annotation, biological process: regulation of signal transduction. The record is from RefSeq and is a predicted model, not a curated record. Gene Ontology annotation, cellular component: membrane; cytoplasm. NCBI's taxonomy places the organism in Eukaryota, Metazoa, Chordata, Actinopteri, Syngnathiformes, Syngnathidae.
CCUUUUCUUCAAUACUUCAAACAGUUCCCAGGUGUCUCAUUCAAGUGAGCGACCGGACACUUCACCCCACGUACUGCCGGGCCGAUGGUGAGUACAGAUUUUGUUACCAUGACGACCAGGGUGGAGCUCGGGGGAAGCCAUUUGCUUCCACUUGAGGGAAGCGCAGAGCUCAGAGUGUGUGCGGGGGAGGGGAGAAGCGAGCACGGGUAAAGUCAAAAACAUUUUCACUCGCGGAAGGAGCAGUUCAUACCCUACGCUGUGUGUAUGUGGCAGACGGACGCAAAUACUGAACAUUGCCACAGUGUUGAAAAAUUUCGCAGCGCAAUCAAAAGUAUGUCCUGGCUACCAGAAGCUAAUGUUAGCUCAUGCCGAUAUCUGCAUCCGACCAAUCGAAUUGCAGCUCUGCUUAACCUUUGGCUUGGACACGAUGGCGUAGGCGUAGCACCCGUGGAGAAUGUGGCAGUUUCUGCAUGAUCGUUUUUCAAACAGUGGACUAGGGCAACCGGAGUCACUUGAAGGUGGCUCGGGAUCUUCAGCCAGCCUAGCUGAUCAUAUCGUGGGUGGAGAGAUUUGGUGUGGGGUGGUUAUUCAGUAAAUGAUGUCAUGUUACGGUUCUUUCAUUUCACACUCGGUAAGGUUAGGGGGCCACUGCCCCGUCGGCCCACCCCUCCGCACGCCGCUUGCCGGACACCAAACUAUUUGCGUACAAAAAUGUAAUCCGAAAUGUCCAUUUUCCAUACAAUGUAUCCUUUUCAAAUCGUCAUAAUUGUAUUUGUCAUGAUAAGAAAUAGCGUUGUAGUUUUUCCAAAUAUGAAAUGUGAAUUUCUGUCUUUCCCCCCGAAAUCUGCUGUUAUUAACAGCAAUGAGGUCUGCCCCAAAACUCCAGUUCACGCCUUCCAUUGUUCGUAGACCUCAUCAUGUCUUUUCCCUUUGAAAAUGUUCUUGUCAGCUGGCUGAAAUUCCUCGCGGAAGCCCUUCCUCGUCCUGCCCCCUUCGCACAGCUCGGUGGCACCAAUCAGCCCUCAGUCAUCUCAUCGCGCUCGGCGCGUUGUGGGCUGUGGGCUGUGCCUCCUGCAUGUCUGCGAUGUGAGGGACGAUGCUCGCCCGAGGCUUUCUUCUUUUGCUUCAGGAGUGCUCCGCACAGUAGCCAGUAGCUCCUCCUCCUCCUCCUCCUCCUCCUCCUCCUCCUCCUCGUGGAAGAAGCGAGGUCGUGCAGCAGCAGCAGCAUCAGCAUCAGCAUCAGCAUCACCCCACACCGUCCACGGAGCCUGACACGCAUGACAACUAAAGGAGCUCUUUGACGGCGGCCAAGUGUGGUCUUCAAGCCCCACCGAGGACCGAGGAGCUACCUCUCUUUUUUUCUUUUUUUUUUUUCUUAACCAACAAUCACCCACACGCUAAGAGCAAAGCACAGCUUAUGUGAGUCUUACCGUGUGUCAUACAUAUUUCUUUUGCUAGCGGCUUUGGUGAUUUGCAGCUUGGCGGCGGUUGUUUUCUUUGCUUCUGUCACGCGCGGACAAGACAAACUUGUGCAUGGCUCUGGUCAUGGAGCCCGUCAGCAAGUGGAGCUCCAGUCAAGUGGUGGACUGGAUGAAAGGACUGGACGACUGCCUGCAGCAGUACAUCAAGACGUUCGAGAGGGAGAAAGUCGGGGGGGACCAGCUGCUGCGUAUCACUCACCAGGAGCUGGAGGACUUGGGAGUGUCCAGGAUCGGCCAUCAGGAGCUCAUACUGGAGGCGGUGGACUUGCUGUGUGCGCUGAAUUAUGGACUGGAGACAGAGAAUCUCAAGAGUCUCUCUCAUAAGCUCAACGCAUCAGCCAAGAACCUGCAGAACUUCAUCGCGGGGAGGCGGCGCAGCGGCCAUUACGACGGCCGAGCCACUCGGAAGCUACCCAACGACUUCCUCACCUCCGUGGUGGACCUCAUCGCCGCUGCCAAAAGCCUUCUGGCGUGGCUGGACAGGUCACCGUUUGCUUCUGUGGCUGAUUACGGCGUCACCAGGAACAACGUGAUCCAGCUCUGUCUCGAGCUGACUACAAUUGUCCAGCAGGAUUGCUCCGUGUAUGAAACGGAGAACAAAAUCCUUCACGUGUGUAAAACUCUAUCCGACGCGUGCGACCACAUUAUCUCGCUCUCCUCGGAUCCCAUGGUGUCGCAGGCUGCGCAUCUGGAGGUGGUGCAGCUGCCCGACAUCAAAUCCACCGAGGGCUUGGGCAUGUAUAUCAAGUCAACAUAUGACGGUUUGCAUGUCAUCACCGGGACAACAGAGGGAUCUCCGGCGGACCGCUGUAAGAAAAUCCAUGCUGGAGAUGAAGUCAUUCAGGUCAAUCAUCAGACAGUGGUGGGCUGGCAACUGAAGAACUUGGUGAACCUCCUGCGCGGGGACCCGGCGGGCGUCAGCCUGACGUUGAAGAAACGCCCGCAGAGCACGCUCACCUCCACUCCUGCUCUGCUCAAGAACAUGCGCUGGAAACCUUUGGCUCUGCAACCGCUGUUCCCUCAGAGCCCCAGCAGCAGCGUCACCACACCGACCAGCACUUUAAGCACUCCAUCCAGGAGGGGCAGCUGCGCCCUGCAGGACCUCUACAUCCCGCCUCCUCCGGCCGAACCUUACGCUCCCAGAGAUGACAAAUUGAGCCUUCAGCGCGACGACUCUCCGUCCGACCCCGUCCAUCCCGGCAAGCGCUCCGACUCGCCAAAUUCUUACCUGGACCAGGAGUGUCGGCGGCAUUUCCCUCUGGUGGAGGAUGACUCCAUACUGUGCUGCUACGAGUACGACCACGACCAGGAAGUGUCAUCCGUUCGCAGGGGCAGCACGCCCACCUACAGCAGACUCAGGCCCAUCUCCAUGCCGCUGGAGUACAACUGGGCGGCGGAGGAUGACGAGAACCUGGCCAAGCUGAAGAGAGAAAAUUCACUGCUGCGUUUCACGAGCGAAGACAAAGGCGCCGGGGGAGAGUUCCCGCUGGGCCGCAGCCUCAGUCACAGUCGGAGAAAGAUGGAGCGGGGCGGCAGCCCCGCCCGCUACACGCUCAUCCCGGCCCUCCAGAUGGAAGUUUCCCUGUCCGCGUCCAGCUCCGACUCGGCCUCCCUCUACCACGUGUUCGAGCGAUCCUCGCUGCUGUCGAAGUCAAAGAAGAAGAGCAAAGCCGGAAGCCCCGUGGCCUCCAUCAGCAAGCGACGGAUCUCCUGCAGGGACUUGGGUCAGGGUGACUGCGAGGGCUGGCUGUGGAAGAAGAAGGACGCCAAAACCUAUUUUUCUCAAAAGUGGAAAAAGUACUGGUUCAUCCUGAAAGGCACGUGUCUGUACUGGUACAUGAACGAGGAGGAUGAGAAGGCAGAAGGCUUUGUCAAUCUUCCAGAGUUUAAGAUCGAUCGGGCAACCGAAUGCAGGAGAAAGUUUGCUUUCAGGGCUUGCCAUCCCAAGAUAAAGACCUUCUACUUCGCGGCGGAAAACGUGGAUGACAUGUCGAGGUGGCUGAGUCGUCUCAGCACGGCUGUGGCAGGCUACUGCGAGCGGGACCAAAUCCAGGACCGAGAUUACUGGAGUGAAAGUGACCACGAGGACACGGACGUGUCGUGCGUGAACAAACAGGACAGUCCGCCGCCGCCUUACGACACGUACCCCAGAACAGCAUCGGUGAGCCCCUUCUUGGAAGCCAAAGGCGGUCAUUUCCCCUCAUCCGACACCUUCCACUCACGUUCCUCGCCUCAGGAAGGCGGCGGCGGCGGCGGCGGCGGCGGCAACGACGACGGCGGCCGCGCCAUCUCCCCCGGCCACAAAGCGAGCAACCCGCGAAACUCCUGGCAGGACCAGAUGGAGAGCAACGCCAGGAUGCACUUCGUCCGGGCGUACCCCGCGGAAGAGGCGCCGCUGGAAUAUCGCAGGCAGUCCACGCUGCCCGCGCAGCGCGGCCUGCUGCGGGAACAGUACCGAGCCUUGCCCCUGCCCGUCAGGUCCGCCGUGGAUUCGGAGGCGGGAGGGAAACCGCGCAGCUUCACGCUACCUCGAGACAGCGGACUUCACGCCAUGCUGGCGGCCGACGAGAGAGCGCCUCGACGCUACCCGCCGGAGCGGCCCAGAGAGACAGGGCGUGGAAGAGACUCGAGGCUGCAGUCGGACUCGGUGGGGGAUUUGUACCGAGCCCUGGAGCACACCAGUCUGGCCGCCUCAGCUGACCACCGUUCAACCAGCGGCCUGGAGUACAAGCGCUCCUUUGUGCGCAGAGUUCACGACCCCGUGCUCAGCGACAAGCUGCACCGGCUGCGCAUCCUCCACAGUUCUCUCAACAACGUCCCUCUUCAAGGCGCAAACCGCUCGUUGGGCUUUUUAGGCUGAUGUGCGAAAGCGGUCCCCUCAGGCCCCGCCUCGUCGCUGGAGAUGCAAAGGCUUCAUUUUCCUUCCUCCUUUUUUCCCACUCCCUUUUCAAGCAAUUCUACUGCUCAGAGUGUUACCCCCUCACACGCUUUCUGUAGUUUUAACCAUGAGAACGUUUUUCGAAGGUUGAGCACUGGUUUGAAUUGUUUUGAAAAAAAAAAAAAAAGAAAAAAGCACUUUGUGUGGCUGUCAUGGACUUGAUGUGGAGGGCUUCUUUGACUCACAUGCAUGGCUGUUUCCUGUCACUUUUGCUGGAGUUAUGUGCAGCUGAUCAGAUCAGAUUGACUAUUUUGGAUGGACACUCCAUUUUGUUGUGUGUAUGAGCAUUAAUCUAUAUUGAGUGUGACGUUGCUACACAACAUCUUGAGGAUAUGUGCUGGAAUACAAAUCGUAAAUCAAGUGCUGUGCCUCAGUGAUUGUGAAUGUACAUUGUACUUUUCCAACAAUAACCAGAGAAGAUGUAAUAGCAAGCAAGGUUCCCUUCAAAUAGGGGUGAAACUAUCACACUCGGCAAUAAGGAAAUGAUAUUGUAAAAUAUACGGGAUGGUCACAAUAGUUGUCUAUUUUUGUAUGCAUGCACUCCUUUAAGAUGGGGCAACAAAAAAACAUUUGUUUUUUUCCCCCCCCAAGUGUGUUUAAUUUGGAGAAUACUGCUCGUCUCAACUGCCUCGACCUCAAGACUUAUUUUCAAAAGCUAAUUUCACUACGAAGGAGAUGAGGAGUAACCGUAUUUAUUAAGUGUUUAAUGUACAAGCAUGUUUUGUAAUACUGUACUAAAACAUAUGACCAUGCCAUUUAACUGCACGUGUGCCACAUUGCCGUAUCGUAGCUGCAAUACUUUUAUUUAAAAAUGGAAAUAAAGUAUGGCGUGGGCACACCAAAGAUGUUCUCGUCAUAAUUGUAUUUGAAGUCGCUAUUUGCAGACACGCCUGGCCACACACAGGAGCUCAGAAUAGGAUGCAUCAGUCGAUAACAAUAAAGCGCAGUGAGCACUGAAGGAACUUGAACUUGUUUAACUUGACUUGUUUAAGUCCAACAAAUUAAUAUAAUACUCUUUUUUUUUUUUUUUUUUUUUAAUCCUACCAACAGCCCCAAAAUGUUAAUGUGCCAUUCUGACCUUCUGACAUCCCCUAUCUCUCAUCUGGACACAAAUAUUCUCAAACGUGUUGUCCAAAAUAUGGUGGUCACAAUUUAUGAUAGUGGGAAGCAACCAUCGCAAAGUGUGACCUCGUUUUUCUUGAAAGAUUGGACAUUUUCAAAUGUACAUGAAAUGGUGCUUUUAGAUACGAGUCUAAUUCAUUCCUUGACUCAAAAUAUUUGUAUCUCAAAUCAUGUUUCCCCAUUGAUAUGAAGGUACAUCAAAUGCUACUAC